Messenger RNA from Physcomitrium patens, 3850 nucleotides. NCBI's taxonomy places the organism in Eukaryota, Viridiplantae, Streptophyta, Bryopsida, Funariales, Funariaceae. The record is from RefSeq and is a predicted model, not a curated record.
UGCCGAGUAUUCGAAUGAGAGCUCGCGCGUCCUGCCCUUCUGCAGCAUUUGUAAAACCACCACCGCGGUCCUCCUGAGCUUCACGGAACCAUCGCGCAAUCGCAGCUCGGACGUCAGUUUGUAGGAGCAAUCCUUUGAUAGCAUUGGUUGACGUACAUUGUCUGAACAGAAAGGUCUUAACUCUAGAGUGGAAUCACUGCUUUGCUAGUUGUUGAGCUCUGCGCGUGAAAGGCUGGCUGGUUUGUGGGGUGCUAGUGGAGAUUGGAGGAGGAGCAUUGCGAGGUUGAGUUUGUGCCCGUUUGUGGGGUUGGGUCUAGUCGAGAGCCAGCUUUUUGGGGUCUGAAGGAUGUGAAGCAGAGAUUUCGGUGAGGAGGAGCAUGUGUGUAGGUGAUUUUUCUUAGGGAGCAGUUGGUGGGAGGCAGAUAGGCAGAGAUGUCUGGUGGUCGUAAGCUUGUUGUAGAGAUCACCUCGGCCAGGGAUCUUAUGCCCAAGGAUGGGCAGGGCUCAUCGAAUGCGUAUUGUGUGGGGGUUACUUGUGAGGUCUUCCUUUCGGAGAAUGUCCUCCCCCGUAAAUUAGCGCCAUUUUCAAGCGAAUUGCAACAGCUGUGAUUAUUCUAGUGUUGAUAACGUGCCUGACCCACAGCUGGACUACGACGGUCAGCGGAAGCGAACCAAGGUGAAGACGAAGGAUCUUGAUCCAACAUGGAACGAGAAGUUUGAAUUUUUGAUCCAUGAUCCGUCCAUGCCUGGAGACUUGGAAAUCAAUGUCCAGAAUGAUAGGAACAACGGAACUGGGAGGCGGAGUAGCUUCUUGGGACGAGUGGUUGUUCCUGUUAGUACUGUACCUCCGAAACCAGAGGGUGUGAAGUGGCACCCAUUGCAAAAGAGAGGACUCUUCUCGCACAUCAAAGGCGACUUGGGGCUCAAAGUUUGGUGGGCGGUGGAUGAGCCUCCAAAGUCUGAUGGCGAGAAGAAAAAGAAAGAAGGUAAGGCAGAGGGGGCCAAAGAGGAGAAGGAGGGAGGUGGCGGUGGAGGCGGCAAGAAACAGAACAAGGACGGUGGUGGAGGAAAUGCUGCCGAAGAUGGAAAUGAUGGAAAUGAGGAUACCAAACCUAAAGGUGGUGGUGGAGGUGGCGAAGACAAGCCCAAGAAUGGAGGUGGAGGUGGUGAGCAGAAUUCAAAAGGGGGCGGUGGAAACGCUAGCGGUGGUGGUGCUGGCAAAUCCAAAGAGGUCAAGAGAGAAGCCAAGGCGGACAACCAACCGCAGAUGCCAAGACCCUCUCUAAUUACCGUUCCCGAGGCAGAUUUCACUGUGAAAGAGACGAACCCCGAUUUAGGAAAAGCUGUAGAUUACAGACAGCAUUUUGAUCUGGUUGAGCAGAUGUCCUAUCUCUUUAUCCGCGUGGUAAGGGCACGGGGCCUCAUGGGGAAGGAUGCGAACGGGUUAAGCGAUCCUUAUGUUCGCAUAACAGUAGGAGCUGUGAGAACGGAGACGAAGAUCAUCAAGCACAAUCUUAACCCAGAGUGGAACCAAGUGUUUGCUGUGGGGAGGGAUAAGGUUCAAGGCGGAACUCUUGAAUUGUCCGUCUGGGACGCGGACAAGCAAUCUAAGGAUGAUUUUCUCGGCGGAUUUAUGAUUGCCCUCUCCGAGGUUCCCGUACGAAAGCCUCCAGAAAGCCCUCUUGCACCGCAAUGGUACAGGCUAGAGUCGAAGGCUGGACCGGGAAGAGUGAGAGGGGAGAUUAUGGUCGCAAUAUGGUGGGGAACCCAAGCUGACGAGGUGUUUCCCGAGGCCUGGCAGUCGGACACUGGUGGCCAUGCUAUGUUCCGAUCUAAAACGUAUCUUUCACCAAAGCUUUGGUACUUGCGGGUGAAUGUCAUAGAAGCCCAAGAUUUGGGUGGAAUGGAUAAAGGGCGAGUUCCAGAUCCGUUUGUCAAAGCUCAAGUUGGUCCGUACCAAAUGCUGCGAACAAGACCAGCUAGUGUGAGAAGUUCCAGUCCAUUCUGGAACGAAGACUUGAUGUUUGUUGCCUCAGAGCCAUUUGAGGAUUGGCUGCUUCUACUGGUUGAAGACGCGUCGGGUCCAAGGGGCGAAAUUUUGGGUCUCGCGAGGAUUCCUCUCAACACAAUCGAGCGUCGGAUUGAUGGCCGUCCAGUGCCCUCACGAUGGUAUAUCCUAGAAAGAGAGGGUGGGAAGGGAGGACCAUUUUUGGGGCGUAUCCAUCUGAGACUGUGCUUUGAUGGUGGGUACCAUGUUAUGGAUGAGUCGCCCAACCACAUCAGUGACACACGACCCACUGCCAGACAGCUAUGGAGGCCUUCUCUUGGUGUCUUGGAGCUCGGUAUCCAUGGGGCCAACAAUCUACUCCCCAUGAAAACCACCAAAGAUAACCGGGGGACUACUGACGCUUACUGUGUUGCGAAGUAUGGGCCGAAGUGGGUUCGUACCAGAACUAUCUUCGACAGUUUCAAUCCGAGGUUUAAUGAGCAGUAUACGUGGGAGGUUUAUGAUCCUUGUACUGUCAUUACCGUGAGUGUGUUUGACAAUCGUCACACCCACCCGAUGGGACCUGCUCAAGUGAAGGACUUGCCGAUCGGAAAAGUUCGGAUCAGGUUAUCCACUCUCGAAAGUGACCGGGUGUACACAAAUUCAUAUCCUCUGCUGGUUGUUACACCUCAGGGAGUUAAGAAAAUGGGUGACAUAGAAUUGGCAGUGCGGUUAUCUUGUGCAUCAACAGCUAACUUGAUGCACGCUUACCUUCAGCCUCAGUUGCCGCGUAUGCACUUCUUCUACCCAAUUGAUCCAAGACAACAGGAACAGUUACGAGUGGCGGCCAUGAACAUAGUGGCAUUGAGGCUCAUGAGAUCUGAACCUCCAUUGAGGCAGGAGGUUGUUCAAUUCAUGCUCGAUACUGAGGCCGAGCGGUGGAGUAUGCGCAGAAGUAAAGCCAACUAUUUUAGAAUUAUGGGUGUACUUAGUGGCGUUUUGGCAGUAAUGAACUGGUUCUCCGAUAUCUGUAGUUGGAAGAGCCCAGUGACCACAGUUCUCGUGCACAUACUUUUCCUGAUACUAGUUAGAUAUCCGGAGCUCUUAAUGCCUACUGUGUUUUUGUACAUGUUUUUGAUCGGAGCUUGGAACUACCGCUUCCGGUCACGGACCCCUCCCUUUAUGGAUGCGAAACUGUCACAAGGGGAGUACAUCGGCGACUUAGACGAGUUAGAGGAGGAGUUCAAUGUUGUACCAGCUAGUAAAGCGCCAGAGGUAUUAAGGUAUAGAUAUGAGCGGCUGAGAGGAGUGGCUGGUCGUAUUCAAAAUGCACUCGGUGACCUUGCCAGCAUGGGCGAACGGCUUCAUUCGCUCCUUAGCUGGCGUGAUCCCAGGGCCACUGCAAUGUUCAUCACAUUCUGCCUGAUCGCUGCUAUAGUACUCUACGUGACGCCUUUCCAAGUGGUUGCAGUGCUCUUGGGGGUGUAUGCAUUGCGGCACCCUCGGUUUCGCGACCCUUUGCCUGCCCUGCCAAUAAAUUUCUUCAAACGGCUGCCGUCGCAAUCGGACCGUAUACUCUAGUUCAGGACUCCAUUGUUAUUUCUUAACAAAUGUAACCGUGGGACAUUCGCUCACCUCUCAGUUGCAACUUUUUGUACUAUUGUAAUACCUACAUACUGUUCAUUGUAGGAAAAUUUUGUAGACCCUGUCUUAAGUAACCAGCGGAGGCAGAAAGUGUAGAUGAGUUAGAAACUAGGUGUCAGCUAAACUAGAGCGAUUACAACAUGUUCUUCGUCGCAUGCCACAAUUCAUUUAUCGGAUGAAGGCUUACACUAUUUAUACGACUACUGGAUAUUGAAACUG